This is a messenger RNA of Cryptomeria japonica (Japanese cedar), 1107 nucleotides long. RefSeq lists its product as uncharacterized. The transcript is spliced from 4 exons. The coding region runs from base 1 to 1107 and encodes 368 amino acids. The record is from RefSeq and is a predicted model, not a curated record. NCBI's taxonomy places the organism in Eukaryota, Viridiplantae, Streptophyta, Pinopsida, Cupressales, Cupressaceae.
AUGGCCAAAGCUUAUGACAGGGUUAAGUGGAGUUUUUUGCGUAAGAUUCUCCUUGCCUUUGGUUUCAAUUUGGAGUGGGUUAGUUGGGUUUUGAGUUGUGUGACCUCUGCUUCUUUCUAUGUUCUUGUCAAUUGCCAGCCUUCACAGUUAUUUGGUGCUUCUAUAGGUCUAAGGAAGGGGGAUCCUCUUUCUCCGUAUUUGUUUAUCAUUAUGGUUGAGGGCCUAGGACGCUUCAUUAAGUCUUGGGUUUCUCAGGGCUUGAUCUUGGGGUGGACUUGGGGUGUAGGUUUACCUAAGAUCUCACAUCUUUAUUUUGUGGAUGAUACGACUCUUAUUGGGGUAGCCCGUAUUCCUCUUUCAGUUGGUUGGCAACUAAGGCCUUUGUGGCAAGACCUAUUGGAUAAGUUGCAUCGAAAGGUUAAUCACUCGACUCAUAGGUGGCUUUCCAUUGCUACUUGUGUUACUCUCCUUCAGUUUGUGAUUCAGGCCCUUCCAAUUCACAAAGGCUUUGUUCAGGCUACUCUAAUGUAUUUUCUUAAGGAAUUUGAUGCUUUGUCUCGUCAAUUCCUUUGGAGUGGUCACCUGCUAUCUUCUAAGUGGAGUUUGGUUAAAUGGGAGUCUAUUUGCCGGCCUAAAUCUGAGGGUGGCCUUGGCCUUCAUUCUGCAGUUUUGCAUAGUCAAGUUCUUGCGACUAAGUUAUACAAGAGAUGGUGCACUAAUCAACAUCAGCUAUGGGCUCGUAUCCUUACUUUUAAAUGGAAGGGUCCAAGUGAAUGGCUGCCUGGGGGUUCAAAGGAUUCUUGGCAGGAGCUGGCCAAUAUUCUUGCUUCUCGUAAUUGUAGUUCUUUGGAAGGUCUAGAUAUUCUGGCUUGGGGAAGUGAUUCUUUUGGGAAGUAUUCUAUUGUUGUUGGCUAUUUGAAUUUACUUCAUCAAAUUCAUGGGGAGGAAGAGGUGACCUGGUGGAAGCAAGUUUGGAAUAGAUUUGCUUGGCCUAAAUCAAUGAGGAGACAGUCUCCCACCUUUUCUUUCAGUGCUCUUUCGCUAGGAGGAUUUGGCACUCCUGGUGGGACUAUUGGAAUUGUUCUUGUUGGCAUGUUUCCUCUCUAG